Girardinichthys multiradiatus is the source of this 1510-nucleotide messenger RNA. RefSeq lists its product as uncharacterized. The coding region runs from base 124 to 1422 and encodes 432 amino acids. Lineage: Eukaryota; Metazoa; Chordata; Actinopteri; Cyprinodontiformes; Goodeidae. The transcript is spliced from 11 exons. The record is from RefSeq and is a predicted model, not a curated record.
UAAGUAUAAACACUCACACAGCUGGAGCUGCAGAGCACAGAAGGCUGCAGAGGAGUCCCAACGACUUACAGCUUGAACUCAACAAUGUCCUGCUGCUGUUGCUGAAACAAGCAUCAAGAGACGAUGUUCGCUGCUGAAACCAAAGCAAUUAUCAGAUCUGUGGGAGCUGAGAAGAAUCUCAUUUCCAACACCAAUUUAAAUAAACAAAUGGACCUUCUGACUGUAGUUAGAAUCAAGAGGGGUCAUUUCUGGGAAUUUCCUAAGUACAAGAAGAUCGAUUGCACCUUACCUGAUCUCCUGGGUGAGGAGAAGUUUUCACCAGACUCUGAGGAGAAGGUCUUGGUGGAGGAUUUCCAGACUCGGGUAGAAACUGGUGGGAGCGGCAAACUGGAGGGCGGAUAUGAAGGUAAGGCUGAAGUCUCAGUCAGCUCUGACAUUGUGGAUGGUCUGGUUCAGCCCGUUAGCAUCAAGAUAAAGAAAGUCAACCUUACAGCUGUGAGGAGCAAGUUCAGCGGAAGGACAAUUAAUAAACAGACCCUGAAGCUGCUGAAACUGAAGGAAAAAGACAAACUGGCAUUCGUUUAUGAGACAGUUUACAACACUGGACCUGUGACGAUGAUCAGGAAGGGAAAUCAGCAGGGAUGCCUCUCAGCAUCGUUUCAAAAAAUGGCAAAAAUGUGUGUGUCGGUCACUAAGAAGGAAGACACCACCUUCACUGUGCCAGAAAACUCCACCUUCGCUUUCAGCCUGGUGGAGAUCAACCUGGAGGAUGGGGAGAUGGAAAUCCAGUUACAGAGCUGGGAUCACAAACGAGGAGGUCUGACCAGCGACGCCCUAAACUGUGAGAUAAUGGAACAAGUCCGAGACAGGAUUGAGAUGAAGGAAAGUCUUCUGAUGCCGCUUGAAGGUCUUCCUGAGUCGACUCGUGGUGAUCUGCUGAAAAGCCUCAGAGAGGUUCUAAAGGAAGAAGAUGCUCUGAGUGAACUGGAGGAGACACUGGAUCAGAGCAGCAAGGGGUCCUAUGAGUGUCCUCAGUCUGUGGCUGUCUCUUCCUUCAUGGACCUCCUGGACAAGUCCAAGGUGUCCACACAGGUGAAGGAUGCAGUUCUCCUGCUGGUCAGUGCCAUGGAGGCUCUGCCAGAGGAAAUGCUGCGACCUCUAACCUCUUGUGGACCUGAGAUUCUAACAGUCCUCAGCCAGCUGGUGGAAAGCCUGAAGGACGAAGGUGAAGCCUGUCUCCCAGAGUCUCCACCCGUCCCCCUGCAGCAGGAUGGGGAGCUGCACUGGGCAGCUAAGCUGCUCUGCUCCUGUGAUGAGACGCUAACAGAACUAGGUGAGAUUUUGGACCAACCACCUGAGGUUCUGCUGGAGGUUCUGGCUCUGACUGUGUUGGGAGUCCACAUGCUGCAGCCCAGAGAGUAAAGCUGGUUCUACUGAUUAAGGUUUUACAGUGAAGACUUUUUAAAUAAGGCAAAUAUUCAGUUAAUAACGGGCAACUUCCUGUUCAUAU